UACCGACUGUUCCAAUCAGACAUUCUGUUUAUUUUUGCUUUAUUCGUACUACUUAUUCUGUGAACAUAUCGUUUUUAAAAUUUUGUGUUUUAGUAAAAUAUUUUUAUAUUUACUCAACCGUACAGUAUGAAGCAAAGACAAAAAUCAAAGUACGUGAGUCCUAGAGCGCGCCGUCCACCAAAAUUCGAGCGCUACAGCAUUCCCCAAUCCAAACUGGAAAGAGCGCUAGAGUUCCUACAUUCAGAUUCAUCAGAUCGUGCUGUUCACCGGCCCUGCCAUGGAAAUAUUCUAAACCGUGCCAACGCAGGUCGCAAACAAGACAGAUGUUCACUCGAUACGGUCAACCUGCAAGAAGUGGCCCGCAUCUGUGCUGACCGAGGUCAAUGGCCAGAACUUAUGAAGACCGUUGCUAUCAUGUGCGAAGAUCCGCACUACCAAGAUGUGCAUGCAAUUUUGAGAAAUGCCCUUUUCGGCAUAAUUGCAGAUCCGAGUUUGAAUGAUCCGUCGUAUUUAGAAGCAUAUUUAUAUUCUUGUACAGCAUGCAAAAAUCCGGGAGACAUCACAUACUGUAUGGAUAAGAUUUUAGAGGUUUUUCAAGGUGUUACUAUACGACCUAAGCAUUGGCGGCGUAAAAAUCGUGAUAGCUCUUGAACGAUAUGUGUACUCGCAAAGUGCAUGAUUUAUUUGUGAUUCUAAUCGUGAAAAAAAUAAACCCACGUUUAUCU
Wyeomyia smithii (pitcher-plant mosquito) is the source of this 725-nucleotide messenger RNA. RefSeq lists its product as uncharacterized. The record is from RefSeq and is a predicted model, not a curated record. NCBI's taxonomy places the organism in Eukaryota, Metazoa, Arthropoda, Insecta, Diptera, Culicidae. The coding region runs from base 127 to 651 and encodes 174 amino acids. The transcript has 2 exons.